This is a messenger RNA of Olea europaea var. sylvestris, 2626 nucleotides long. Its product is annotated as serine/threonine-protein kinase D6PK-like. Lineage: Eukaryota; Viridiplantae; Streptophyta; Magnoliopsida; Lamiales; Oleaceae. Gene Ontology annotation, molecular function: protein serine/threonine kinase activity; ATP binding. Gene Ontology annotation, biological process: protein phosphorylation. Gene Ontology annotation, cellular component: cytoplasm; plasma membrane; nucleus. The transcript has 3 exons. Bases 339 to 2021 code for a protein of 560 amino acids. The record is from RefSeq and is a predicted model, not a curated record.
UGUUAGAAGUUGUGUGGUUGACCAGUAUUCUCUACUUGUGUAGUCUUUUUUGUAGGACCACUUCGUAGUUAUUUCCUCUCUCUUCUUUUUCACAUGAGAUAAUAGAUAUGCUAAAAGGAGCUUUUGAAUACAUGGGGAGUUUGAAAUUUUCGUUUUUUGUUCUCAGAGAUUCAACUUUGAAUAAUUUGUUGCAAUUUCCAUGUGUUUGAACAUUCUGAUCUAGGGUUACCUUCAUCACUAAUUGAUUCCACGAUUUAGCAUUGGACGUUAAUCAAAAAGACAUCAUGGAUAAAUAUUUUCUCGGAUUUAAUUAAAAGCAAAGUGAAUUUCUCUCUUUGAUGGCCUCAAAAACUGGUGAUAGACUUUCUCAAGAAAUGCAACAAAAAGUUAAUGGUGGUCAGCAAGAAGUUGAGCCAAAUUACCGCAAAAAUGUAUCUUCAGUUGAUUCUAAAGUGUCUACAAAUUUGUCGUGUGGAAAAUCUGAUUCAAAUAUUUCUUCGGCCAUUAUUGAGCAAGUGUCAACGGCUGUAGAUUCAGAAGUAAAUGAGAUUAAGUCACAAGAAAGUUCUGUUGAUCAAGGAAAGAAAACAACUGAGUACGGGAGCGUGAACAAUAGUUCAGUGUCUACAAAUGCUAGUGAUGGUGGUGAUCAUUCCAAUUUUGUCGAGAGCGGAAAGAACAGUGCAUGUCGAGGAAGCACGGGCAGUGAUGUCAGUGAUGAGAGCACGUGUAGCAGUUUUAACAGCAGUGUCAGCAAACCCCACAAAGCAAAUGAUUCGAGAUGGGAAGCCAUCCAAGCAGUCCGAUCCAGAGAUGGUGUCUUAGGUUUGAACCAUUUCAGACUGCUGAAGAGAUUAGGCUGUGGAGAUAUUGGGAGCGUUUAUUUGGCCGAGUUGAGUGGAACGAAAUGCUACUUUGCCAUGAAAAUCAUGGACAAAGCAUCCCUCGCAGGUCGUAAGAAGCUUCUUCGUGCUCAGACGGAAAGGGAGAUAUUACAGUCCCUGGACCAUCCCUUCCUUCCAAGUCUCUACACCAACUUUGAAACCGACAAGUUUUCGUGUCUGGUUAUGGAAUUCUGCCCUGGAGGAGACCUACACAGUCUUAGACAGAGGCAGCCGGGAAAGUAUUUUUCCGAACAAGUAGUAAAAUUCUAUGUGGCAGAAGUCCUGCUAGCUCUGGAAUAUUUACACAUGCUCGGGAUUGUAUAUCGUGACCUUAAGCCAGAAAACGUCCUAGUGAGGGAUGAUGGACAUAUAAUGUUAUCAGAUUUCGAUCUCUCACUUCGUUGUGUAGUCAGCCCAACAUUGGUCAAGACCUCAUCAUUGGAAUCUGAGCCCCUGCGUAAAAAUUCUAUGUAUUGCGUCCAGCCAGCUUGCAUUGAACCUGCCUGCAUUCAGCCGUCGUGUGUGGUUCCAACAUCAUGCUUCUCUCCUCGUCUCUUUUCAAGAAAAUCCAAAAAGGAUGGGAAGCCCAAAAAUGAAAUUGGAAACCAAGUUAGCCCAUUACCUGAGCUGAUGGCUGAACCUACCAAUGCUCGGUCAAUGUCAUUCGUGGGAACCCAUGAAUACCUGGCACCUGAAAUUAUCAAAGGUGAAGGUCAUGGAAGUGCAGUGGAUUGGUGGACUUUUGGGAUUUUUUUAUACGAACUUUUGUUCGGCAAAACUCCAUUUAAAGGAUCUGGCAAUCGAGCUACAUUGUUUAAUGUUGUCGGACAACCUCUCAGAUUUCCAGAAUCACCCAUUGUUAGUUUUGCAGCCAGGGAUUUGAUUAGGGGUUUGCUUGUGAAAGAACCACAACACAGAUUAGCUUAUAAAAGAGGUGCAACUGAGAUUAAGCAGCAUCCUUUCUUCGAAGGAGUUAAUUGGGCAUUGAUACGUUGUGCUACCCCUCCCGAGAUUCCAAAACCUGUCGAGUUUGAACGGUUACCUGUUCCAGCAGCAAUAGAGGACGAGAAAACUGCUCUUCCCGUAGCCAUUCCAGAUCAAAAAAGUGACAAAUAUCUAGAGUUCAAUUUCUUCUAGGUAACAACGGUAUUAUUGAAAUUUAUUUUCAAUAAAGUUACACUUUAGAAUCUUUCUGGGUUGUGCUCCGUCUACAAUUAUUCUGUACUUUCUUCUUUAACCGCAUGAAGGUCAGAGAAGCAUGACCAGGCUUCUUGCUGCCUGUAAGAGUCGAUGGUUGCCUAUCUAUUAAUGCUUGGAAGGGUUCUCGGGGAGGUCCUUGGUUACAACGCUAUCUCUUUGUUCGAUUAAAUAGAACUUUUCAUGGGAGUUUCAGAAUAUGGGAUUCAAACGCAUGAAACAAGAUUGCGAUAUUGGCAGGUUGACUUGCAUUGCAUUGCAUUGCUUUGCUUUGCAUUUGGCCACUGGACGAACGUCAGUAUUAGGAGUGUUUUGUAUAUGUUUUGUUCAAUUACUUGAAGACAUUUAGGGACAAAGAUUAGAUGCACACCUCAAGUUGGUAUCCUCUGUAUCUGUAUUCUCUCGUAUAUGUUUGUGCUUGACACCAAAACCAGUCAUGUCAUCAUUCAUUGUACUUUUGGUUUAUACGAAAAGGUUUCGUAUAAAUCCAAGCAGAAUUUCCCCUUUUUUUUUCCUUAAAAAAAUAAAAAUAAAAAAUGAAAUUC